Messenger RNA from Pipistrellus nathusii (Nathusius's pipistrelle), 2082 nucleotides. NCBI's taxonomy places the organism in Eukaryota, Metazoa, Chordata, Mammalia, Chiroptera, Vespertilionidae. The record is from the annotation of a GenBank genome assembly.
AUGAUGGAGAGCGUCGGCGUGUAUAAGUUUUGCGGGUGUACGUCGAAAAACAAAAUGAAGUGCGACUCGCGGUGGGAGGUGACCGCUGCAGAAACGGCCCCCACGUCUGCGUAUUCAUCUCCUGCCCGGAGUCUUGGGGACACAGGGAUCACGCCUCUGUCCCCUUCCCAUAUCGUGAACGAUGCCAACUCCAGCGUCGCGGAGCAGCAGACGUUCCUUGUGGUGGUGGCCGUGGACUUCGGGACCACGUCGAGCGGCUACGCCUACAGCUUCACCAAGGAGCCCGAGUGCAUCCAUGUGAUGAGGCGGUGGGAAGGAGGUGACCCCGGGGUGUCCAGCCAGAAGACGCCCACCACCAUCCUGCUGACCCCCGAGAGGAAGUUCCACAGCUUCGGGUACGCGGCCAGGGACUUCUACCACGACCUGGACCCCACCGAGGCCAAGCAGUGGCUGUACCUGGAGAAGUUCAAGAUGAAGCUGCACACGACCGGGGACCUCACCUUGGAUACAGAACUGACAGCGGCCAACGGCAAGAAGAUCAAAGCCCUGGAGAUCUUCGCUUACGCCCUGCAGUACUUCAAGGAGCAGGCGCUGAAGGAGCUGAGCGACCAGGCGGGUUCGGAGUUCGAUAACGCUGACGUCAGAUGGGUCAUCACGGUGCCUGCCAUCUGGAAGCAGCCCGCCAAGCAGUUCAUGAGGCAAGCUGCCUACCAGGCGGGCCUGGCCUCCCCCGAGAACGCGGAGCAGCUCAUCAUCGCCCUGGAGCCCGAGGCCGCCUCCAUCUACUGCCGGAAGCUGCGGCUGCACCAGAUGAUCGAGCUGAGCAGCAAGUCUGCGGUCAAUGGGUACAGCUCCAGAGACACAGUAGGAGCUGGGUUUGCACAGGCUAAGGAGCACGUGCGGCGCAAUCGGCAGAGCCGGACCUUUUUGGUGGAGAAUGUCAUAGGCGAGAUCUGGUCCGAGCUGGAGGAAGGUGACAAGUACGUGGUGGUGGACAGUGGCGGUGGCACUGUGGACCUGACCGUCCAUCAGAUUCGGUUGCCGGAGGGGCACCUCAAGGAGCUUUACAAAGCCACAGGCGGGCCCUAUGGCUCCUUGGGAGUGGAUUACGAGUUCGAGAAGCUCCUGUGCAAGAUAUUCGGAGAGGAUUUCAUCGAGCAAUUCAAGAUCAAGCGUCCCGCCGCCUGGGUCGACCUGAUGAUCGCGUUCGAGUCUCGCAAGAGGGCGGCCGCCCCGGACCGCACCAACCCGCUGAACAUCACGCUGCCCUUCUCCUUCAUCGAUUACUACAAGAAGUUCCGUGGCCAUAGCGUGGAGCACGCCCUGCGCAAGAGCAACGUGGACUUUGUGAAGUGGUCCUCCCAGGGCAUGCUGAGGAUGAGCCCCGACGCCAUGAACGCCCUUUUCAAGCCGACCAUCGACAGCAUCAUCGAGCACCUGCGGGACCUGUUCCAGAAGCCCGAGGUGUCGGCCGUCAAGUUCCUGUUCCUGGUGGGCGGCUUCGCCGAGGCGCCGCUGCUGCAGCAGGCGGUGCAGGCGGCCUUCGGGGACCGCUGCCGCAUCAUCAUCCCUCAGGACGUGGGCCUCACCAUCCUCAAGGGCGCCGUGCUCUUCGGCCUGGACCCGGCGGUCAUCAAGGUGCGCCGGUCGCCGCUCACCUACGGGGUGGGCGUGCUCAACCGCUACGUGGAGGGCAAGCACCCGCCCGAGAAGCUGCUGGUGAAGGACGGCACCCGCUGGUGCACCGACGUCUUCGACAAGUUCAUCGCCGCCGACCAGUCGGUGGCGCUGGGCGAGCUGGUCAAGCGCAGCUACACGCCCGCCAAGCCGUCCCAGCUGGUCAUCGUCAUCAACGUGUACAGCUCGGAGCGCGACGACGUGAGCUUCAUCACCGACCCCGGCGUCCGCAAGUGCGGCUCGCUGCGCCUGGAUCUCAGCGGCACGGCCGGCGGCCCCGCCGCGCCCGCCCGCAGGGAGAUCCAGACCCUCAUGCAGUUCGGGGACACCGAGAUCAAGGCCAUGGCCGUCGACGUGGCCACCUCCAAGAGCGUCAAGGUGGGCAUCGACUUCUUGAAUUACUGA